This is a messenger RNA of Laetiporus sulphureus 93-53, 1149 nucleotides long. Its product is annotated as FMN-linked oxidoreductase. The record is from RefSeq and is a predicted model, not a curated record. NCBI's taxonomy places the organism in Eukaryota, Fungi, Basidiomycota, Agaricomycetes, Polyporales, Laetiporaceae. Gene Ontology annotation, cellular component: intracellular anatomical structure. Gene Ontology annotation, molecular function: NADPH dehydrogenase activity; FMN binding; NADP binding. Bases 1 to 1149 code for a protein of 382 amino acids. The transcript is spliced from 3 exons.
AUGCAAGUCCAGGAGCCUUCCUACGCGAGGAUUUUCUCCAUUAUAAAGGCCCUGCCAGUACCCAGCACGACGAAUACUCAUACUUCCCCAAGAGAUGGCCAGCGAACUCAUCGUCAACGCGCCCGCUCCCAAUGUUCCCUACUUCAUCCCCGCGCAGAAUCCGCCUGCGGGCACUGCGGUCCCGGCUUGACCGUGGUUGAGGCGACCGCAGUCGUCCCAGAAGGCCGUAUCACUCCACAAGACGUCGGAAUCUGGUCCGACGAGCACAUCCAGCCCUGGAAGGAGAUCGUCCAGUUCGCCCACUCCCAGAACCAGAAGAUCGCCGACCAACUCGCUCACGGGGGGCGCAAGGCAUCCACGGUCGCACCAUGGCUGCAUUCUACACUCGCUGCGCCCGAGAUCGACGGCAGCUGGCCGGACAACGUCUGGGGUCUGAACGACAUCCCGUACAACGAACACUUCCCGAAGCCGAAGGAGCUUUCGCAUGACGGCGUCAAGCGCGUCGUGCAUGCGUUCGCGGAUGGCGCCCUGAGCGCGCGACGUCAUCGAGAUCCAUGCGCGCACGGGUACCUGAUCAGCGAGUUUCUCAACCCGCAAGCGAACAGGCGCACGGACGAGUAUGGCGGAAGCUUUGAGAAUCGGAUCCGGCUGCUGAUUGAGAUCGUUGAUGCCUUGCGUGCGAUCAUACUCCCGAAAUGCCUCUCUUCGUCUGACUGGCUCGAGGAGGUCUAUCCGAAUGAGCAUUGGGGCAUCGAGGACACCGUUCGGCUCGCGCCCACCCUCGCCGAGCACGGCGUCGACUUGCUCGACGUCUCCAGCGGCGGCGUCCAUGCCGCGCAGAGGCUCAAGCUUAAACCGCUCAUGCAGGUUCCGUUCUCCGAAGCAGUCAGGCGCGCACACGGCGACAAGAUCCUCGUCAGUGCCGUGGGCUCGAUCACGGACGGGAACGACGCGCAGAGUGUGCUCGACCAGGGCGCGGCAGACGUCGUCUUUGUCGGACGCCAGUUCCAGAAGAACCCCGGGGCCGUCUGGGCGUUUGCGGAGGAUCUGGGUGUGACGAUCACCGUCCCGCACCAGAUUGAGUGGGGCUUCGUCGGGCGAGGAGGUGUCGGCAGGAAGGGUGUGGCCGGGUUGAAGCAACAGUUCUGA